Aspergillus japonicus CBS 114.51 is the source of this 952-nucleotide messenger RNA. RefSeq lists its product as uncharacterized. Bases 204 to 497 code for a protein of 97 amino acids. The record is from RefSeq and is a predicted model, not a curated record. The transcript has a single exon. Gene Ontology annotation, biological process: nucleoside metabolic process. Gene Ontology annotation, molecular function: catalytic activity. NCBI's taxonomy places the organism in Eukaryota, Fungi, Ascomycota, Eurotiomycetes, Eurotiales, Aspergillaceae.
UAUACGAUCGCAUGGAUCUGUGCCUUCUACUGGAGAUGGCAGCCGCGAAGGCGAUGCUUGAUCGCACUCACCCUUCGUUACAGCAGUCGAGAACCGACGACAAUAGCUACACCCUAGGAAGCAUCCAUGGCCACAACGUUGCGGUGGCCUGAUUGCCUAUCGGCAUCUAUGGAAAAGUAUCUGCCUCAACCGUGGUAGCUCAGAUGCGUGCGACUUUCCAGAACAUCCAGCUAGGGUUGAUGGUUGGGAUUGGCGGCGGAGUCCCCAGCGUCGACGCGGACAUCCGCCUUGGUGAUGUUGUCGUGAGCAAGCCAGCCGACAUUUACGGUGGGGUGAUCCAGUAUGAUUAUGGUAAAUCAAUCCGCCACGGGAGAUUUCAACGCACUGGUUCAUUCAAUAAGCCCCCGCUGGCGUUUUUGACUACCGUGUCUCAGAUGCAAAGUGAUAGCAUGGUGGGAAGACAGUCGGUGCAUGAGGUUAUCGGCGAUGUAUUGUAGGCGAAUGAAGAUACGAGAAAGCGUUAUAGUCGGCCAAGAGAGGACCAGCUGUUCUCGGCCACAUAUGACCACCAAGAUGAGAGUCUGGGGUGUUGCCGAUGUGAUGAGAGCAAGCUAAUUACGCGCCCCCCGCGGGCAAACAACAACCCCCGUAUACAUUAUCGUUUGAUUGCGUCGGGGGAUCAGGUGAUGAAAGACGCCACAAUCCGGCUGCGCUAGCUGCUACUGCCUACGCAAGGGUUUUAUUGUCGUUUGUUCCUGUCAGCUGCCAAAAGAAGGAUCUGCAUCUGUCCCCGCAAGACCAGAGCGCGAUGCAGCACUGCUGUGUCACUGAUAUGUCAACAGAGAUCGGGUCCCUUCAGCGCCAGAAGGAUAUUCUGCUCUAUGAUUCUUACAGCUGGGUACUCCCCACCCAGGAGUUUAGGAUCUUCGUCGACUGGAGCGACAGCGGAAAG